Lonchura striata (white-rumped munia) is the source of this 2099-nucleotide messenger RNA. The record is from RefSeq and is a predicted model, not a curated record. Lineage: Eukaryota; Metazoa; Chordata; Aves; Passeriformes; Estrildidae.
CCCGCAUCCAGCCCCUCUUCCUGCCCCCUCCCCCGGACUCCCGCUCGCCGCUCCCGGUGGGAUGGAAGUCCCCCCGUAAGCCUCUUCCUUCUCCCCGGUAGCAGGCGGCGGGCCCCGAGUUCGGUGCAAAAAUGCUGGGCAUGUACGUGCCGGAUAGGUUCGCCCUGAAGUCGUCCCGGGUGCAGGACGGGAUGGGGCUCUACACGGCCCGCAGAGUGAAGAAGGGUGAAAAGUUUGGGCCCUUUGCAGGGGAGAAGCGAAUGCCGCAGGAGCUGGACGAGAGCACAGACUGCAGGCUCAUGUGGGAAGUUCGUGGGAGCAAAGGUGAAGUCCUUUAUAUCCUGGAUGCCAGCAACCCACGCCAUUCUAACUGGCUGCGCUUUGUCCAUGAGGCUCCGUCCCAGGAACAGAAGAACCUGGCAGCCAUCCAGGAGGGGGAAAAUAUUUUCUAUCUGGCUGUAGAAGAUAUUGAAACAGACACAGAGCUUCUGAUUGGGUACUUGGACAGUGACAUGGAAGAAGAGGAGGAGGAGGAGGAAGAAGUAACUGUUAUCCAGGAAGAUGUAGACAGUGGCAGCAAUAAAGAAGUGCAGCCAUCUGGUGAAAAAAUUGCAGAUCCCCUCACCUGUAAACAGGACCAUGCAUGCCCAAACUGUGAAUCCAGUUUUGCCAGCCAGGAGAUCCUAGCUGAGCAUCUGCAGACUUUGCACCAAAAACCCAGUGAGGAAAAGGAAUUUAAGUGCCGAAAUUGUGGAAAGAAAUUCCCUGUUAAACAAGCUCUACAAAGACAUUAUGAGCAGCACAAGGAGGCGUGCAGAGGGGAUGCCAGGUUUAUAUGCAAGGCAGAUAGCUGUGGGAAGAGGUUCAAGAGCAAGGAUGCCCUGAAAAAACACAAAGAAAAUGUUCACAGUGGAAAUUCUAGGAAGAAGCUGAUGUGUUCAGUGUGCAAUAAGAAAUGUUCCUCAGCAGCAAAUCUCCAGGAGCAUCGAAAGGUCCAUGAGAUUUUUGAAUGUCAAGAAUGUGAUAAGAAAUUCAUUUCGGCAAACCAGCUGAAGCGCCAUAUGAUAACUCAUUCAGAAAAACGCCCCUACACCUGCGAGGUUUGCAAUAAGUCCUUCAAACGACUUGAUCAAGUGACUGCACACAAAAUAAUACACAGUGAAGAUAAACCUUAUAAAUGCAAGCUUUGUGGAAAGGGAUUUGCCCACAGAAAUGUUUACAAGAAUCACAAGAAGACCCAUUCUGAAGAGAGGCCGUUCCAGUGUGAGGAAUGCAAAGCCUUGUUCCGAACCCCUUUCUCUCUACAAAGACAUCUGUUAAUCCAUAACAGUGAGAGGACCUUCAAGUGUGAUCACUGUGAUGCCACUUUCAAAAGAAAGGACACAUUAAAUGUUCAUAUUCAAGUUGUACAUGAUGGACAUAAGAAAUACAAGUGUGACCUGUGUGACAAAGCUUUUGUGACUCCCUCAGUUCUGAAGAGCCAUAAGAAAACUCACACAGGAGAAAAAGAGAAAAUUUGCCCAUAUUGUGGACAGAAGUUUGCAAGCAACGGAACACUGAGAGUUCAUAUCCGAAGCCAUACAGGUGAGCGUCCUUACCAGUGUCCUUACUGUGACAAAGCUUUCAGCAAGAACGAUGGCUUGAAGAUGCACAUUCGCACCCACACCAGGGAAAAGCCGUACCAGUGCUCGGAGUGUAACAAGGCUUUCAGUCAGAAGAGAGGCCUGGAUGAGCACAUGAGGACCCACACCGGGGAGAAGCCCUUCCAAUGUGAUGUUUGUGACCUGUCCUUCAGCCUGAAGAAGAUGCUGAUCCGACACAAGCUGACUCACAACCCCAACCGCCCCAUGGCAGAGUGCCAGCUCUGCCACAAGAAGUUUACAAGGAAUGACUACCUCAAAGUCCACAUGGAAAAUGUCCAUGGAGAAACUGACAGCUAAAUAGGGCCUCAGUGAGAAGGGUGGAUCCAAAGUGCUGAGUUUGUACGUGUACAAACUCCAGACUUUGUACCUGGCCAGUAAGCAAAAUCAGGAAAAACAACUUUAAUGUCUUCAUGUGUUGUUUUCCCAAUUUUGUUGAAAAUAUGUUAGUAGGAAAAA